UUGGAAAAAAACGACAAAGAAAAAAAUGUUUCAUGCGGAACUCUUCAUCUUUAUAGUGAAACGGUGAGCCAUCAGCUUGCACAUGCAAGACACGCAUUGUACCAUGACGAGAAAGCUGCUCUACAUGACCACCAUAGGAAGUUGGCCCAUGAUGUACAUCCCCCAUCACCUUCAAAUGGUGACCAGAUGGAGGUCAUAACUGAUGGUCAAAACAUUGUGCUGAAAGGAAUUGAUUCCCCUGAACCAGUUUAUUUUUGCUGUAUUGAACCUCCUUCCACGAAAUCGAAUCAUGAGUUUGAGCGUGCGCUGAGUGAAAUCGCUGUGGAGGAUCCUUCACUUCGGAUUCGGUAUGACUCGGAAAUGGGACAGACCGUAGUGGAAACCAUGGGUGAGCUACACAUGGACAUUAUCAAAAACCGACUUGUUCGAGAUUAUGGUCUCAACGUAUUUGUUGGUCCCCUGCAGAUAGCCUAUCGGGAGAUUGUGGGCGUAACCUGUCACACAGACAGCCACUGCCCAAGACGUCAUGGAGGAGAAGAAGCGAGUCCACAGCGCCACCCUCACUCUUACUAUAGAGCCCAGGACAAAGAGUUUCGGCUAGGACUAUACCGCACGAUUCGCGCAAGUGUUUCUGCAGAAGCUUCAAAAGCCAUAAAUGAAGGCUGUCAGAAUGCUCUCCAUAAUGGACCAAUACUUGGUUUUCCUGUGCAAGAUGUAGUUAUUACACUGAAUGAAAUCAACACUAGUGGAGGACGAGUCAAUCCUGCAGUAUUGUCCGCUUGCGCGCACAAAUGUGUCUCAGAGGCAAUCGAGAAGGCCAGAGCUCAUUUGAUUGAACCUGUCAUGCGGCUUGACAUUACUCUGGAAAAAGUGGCAGCGAGCACAGGCCGGCUCUUCACGAGAUUUGUCAAGGCGGCGGAGCAGACAUCCCUCCGCAUGUUGCGGAACCAACACUGCUAA
This is a messenger RNA of Cooperia oncophora, 960 nucleotides long. The record is from the annotation of a GenBank genome assembly. NCBI's taxonomy places the organism in Eukaryota, Metazoa, Nematoda, Chromadorea, Rhabditida, Trichostrongylidae.